UUCAUUACAUGGCCGUGGCAGAUAACAGGCAGAGAUAUAUGCCUUCACCUGAUGACAGGUUACCACAUAGAGGAAAACCACUUGCUUAUCCAGAAGCAGUCCUACUUGUCAAUCCCAUCGAGCCUGAGUUCAAAGGCGAGGUCGAUGAUAAAUACCAGUACUCGUGUGAAAAUAAAGACAACAAGGUCCACGGCUGGAUAUCUAUGAAUCCACCUGUGGGAUUCUGGCAAAUUACUCCGAGUGAUGAAUUCCGAUCUGGUGGACCUGUCAAACAGAACCUUACAUCCCAUGUCGGUCCAACUACUCUAGCUAUGUUUAUAAGCUCUCAUUACGCUGGGGAUGAUCUAAUACCAAAGUUUGCUCAAGGGGAAGCCUGGAAGAAAGUUUUUGGCCCCGUGUUUAUAUACGUUAAUUCUGUUAAGCAAGGAGGACAUCCUAUUGCUCUAUGGCAUGAUGCCAAGAUACAGAUGCAACAUGAAGUUCAAAGCUGGCCUUACAGUUUUCCAGCAUCAGAAGAUUUUCCAUCAGCAAAUCAAAGAGGCAAUGUUAGUGGUAGACUUUUGGUACAAGACAAGUACAAGAGUCAUGGUCAUAUACCAGCAAAUGGCGCUUAUGUUGGGCUUGCUCAACCAGGAGAAGCUGGUUCAUGGCAAAGAGAAUGCAAGGGCUACCAAUUUUGGGCUAAAACAGACAACAAUGGAAACUUCUCUAUAAAAAAUAUAUGUCGCGGUCACUACACUCUUUAUGCAUGGGUCCCUGGAUUCAUUGGGGACUAUGUAUAUAAGAACCUCAUUUCUAUAACUCCAGGUAGUAGAAUUAAUGUGCACGAAAUCGUAUAUCAGCCUCCAAGAAAUGGCCCCACAUUAUGGGAAAUAGGGAUUCCUGAUCGUACUUCUGCAGAGUUUUUUGUUCCUGACCCUAACCCGAAAUUUAUCAACAAGCUUUUCAUCAAUCAUCCUGACAGGUUUAGGCAAUAUGGAUUGUGGGAUAGGUACUCCGAGUUACAUCCAACCGAUGACCUUGAGUAUGUAAUUGGAAAAAGUGACUAUAGAAAAGACUGGUUUUUUGUUCAGGUUCCAAGGAGUAACAAUGAUGGCACGUAUCAAGGAACGACAUGGAGAAUCAUAUUCAAACUUGAUUCAGUCAAUCAAAGUGGAAUGUAUAAAUUGCGCAUUGCAAUUGCAUCUGCAUCUUUAGCUGAAGUGCAGGUUCGGGUGAAUAAUCCGAGCACAAACCAGCCUCUAUUUACAACCGGAUUGAUUGGAAAUGACAGCUCAAUUGCUAGGCAUGGAAUUCAUGGAUUAUACUGGCUGUACAAUAUCGACAUACAUGGGAAUCUGCUAGUGCAAGGGGACAACACCAUAUACUUAGGCCAACCAAGACGUCAAAGUCCUUUCCAUGGGAUUAUGUAUGACUAUAUUCGUCUCGAAGCACCACCAAACUAAGCAAAUAAUAGUAUAAUUCUAACAGUCUAUUUGGUUGUAUUGCAUAU
Messenger RNA from Solanum tuberosum (potato), 1492 nucleotides. Its product is annotated as probable rhamnogalacturonate lyase B. NCBI's taxonomy places the organism in Eukaryota, Viridiplantae, Streptophyta, Magnoliopsida, Solanales, Solanaceae. The transcript is spliced from 10 exons. Gene Ontology annotation, molecular function: carbohydrate binding. The record is from RefSeq and is a predicted model, not a curated record. Bases 9 to 1445 code for a protein of 478 amino acids.